Myxocyprinus asiaticus (Chinese sucker) is the source of this 1561-nucleotide messenger RNA. RefSeq names its product G kinase anchoring protein 1 (gene gkap1). Gene Ontology annotation, biological process: signal transduction. Bases 86 to 1201 code for a protein of 371 amino acids. The transcript is spliced from 12 exons. The record is from RefSeq and is a predicted model, not a curated record. NCBI's taxonomy places the organism in Eukaryota, Metazoa, Chordata, Actinopteri, Cypriniformes, Catostomidae. Gene Ontology annotation, cellular component: Golgi apparatus.
CAUACAGGCUUCCGUACUUUUGUCUGUCGUUGCAGUUUGCACUCGCACCAAAACAGGGAUCCCAACAGCCUUCACCAGGUACAGUAUGACAUCAGCGAUGAUCUCAGUGCCCACCACAGCAUCACGAUUCGCUCUGCUGCAGGUCGACUCUGAUUCGGACAGUGAUUCGGAUGCAGGAAAGCCAAAGGCGGGUCGUGGAGCAGGGAAGCCCCGCUCUGGGAAAUCUCCCAGUGGGAAGAGCAACCAAAACAACGACAAGAAGAAAGAGAAGAGGAGACGAAAGAAGGAACAGCAGCAAAGUGAAGCCAAUGAGCUCCGGAGUCUGGCCUUUAAGAAGAUCCCUCAGAAGUCUACAGCACCCCCCUCCACGCUUACGCUGCAGGAUUUAGCAAAUGAUCUGCUGAACCCAGCGGCUGUCCAGCCAAGGUCAACACCAAAGGAGAACUGGCAGGAGUGGAAACAGAGAGAUGAACAGCUGACCAGUGAAUUGUACGAGGCAGAUCUGGAGAAGGCCUUGAUGCUGAGUAAACUGGAAUUUGAGCAAAAGGAUGUUGAAAAAACAGAGACGGCAUCACCAAAGGCCAAGACAGGAGGGAAAAAAGACAGGAAGAAGAAUCAGCAGGGGAAGGACAAACGAGUGACCGUGUCUCUCAAAGACUUCCAGCAGGAGGGCACUAUGGAUCAGCAGAAGAGGCCUGACAGAGAGGAAUUGAAGCCCGUGAACCCAGCGCUGCGUGAUGACAGGUUCUUUAACCAGCUAGAGGACGACGUGAGUCGGAUCGUCCAGCGUGACAAACGCAGAGAGCAGUACAGCAACAGCGCCAGCCAUGAGGUCAACACAUCCUCAGAGCAAGAGCAGGAUGUGAGAACUGAGCAGUUAAAGUAUGAACUGGAAAAGAAAGACCAGGAAAUUGGAAAGUUGAAAAAGACGAUUUCACAAUGGGAGGUAAGAUAUAAGGAAGUGAAGGCUAGAAACACUCAGCUGCUUAAAAUGCUUCAACAGGGAGAAAUGAAGGACAAAGCUGAGAUUCUACUGCAGGUGGAGGAGCUCUUGAACAUCAAAGAGGAGUUGUCCUCGCAGGUGGCACAACUGCAUGCAGCUCUUGAACAGGAGAGGUCAAAGGUGAAAGGCUUACAGUCAGAACAACCGAAACAUCAGGGGAACCGAAAGGGGAAGAAAGCAUCAGACGGGGAUUUAUGAAUAUUGCACUUAAAAAGAAAUAGACAGCUUGAAUGCUCCACCUCCUUUGUCAGGCUGCUAAUAUCUUUAUGGCUUAUACAUACAAAAGCUUCUCACCAUUUCUUUGAUACCAUAGCUCUUGUCAUCAUAUGCAUCCUUUGUCCUGUUAGUCUGAUCACUCUGACUUCUGGUAAAAUCACUAUUAUUACUGUAUUAUAUUAUUACAGUGCAUCCUCUGUUGUUAUGAUGAGGUUUCAUGUUUCUGUUGUCUGUAAUGGACUCCCACCUGUUAGUGCCACUGCUUCUAAUCUACUGCAGUUCUGUGCACUAUAAAUGAAAGACUUCGAAUCUUGAGUCAUUUUCAAUAAAAAGACUAACCUA